UUCAUCUUUUUACAUCGAAAUUAUAGCCGGCUUCUCCAUUGCCCUACAUUUCACUCCCAUCAGCAUUCUUCGUCCAAGCAUUGUUACGAUUCAAAGUGGCUGGGGAUUCUCUUUUCUCGGGUAUCUUUUCCCUUCCUCUUGCUUUUGGAGGCACCAGCUCUGGAAAUCGCAAAGUUGCUCUUCGUCGAAGAAAUCCAAGUUCAAAAUCGUCCAGAUUCCCACCAUGUAUCAACACCCUCCUCCAGGCCUCCACAGGCAUCCAACGUUUGAACCGCAAUGCACCCACGCCACAAUGACGAGGAUCUACAGCCCAACUCUCCUCUGUUCCAGCUGUCGCUAUCCUGGCCCGUCUGGAUGGCUGUACCAGUGUACGCAAGAUAGAGAGGACCUGAUCGAACACGCCGUAAGGCAAGGAGAGUUUGUCAAUAUGGAUCAUGUCGGCUGUCAACUGACCCCAAUGAUGGGCAUACGGAAAGGGACUCCUGCUGCUCGCGAAGAUCGUCUUAGCUUCUUCAAGGAGAUUAGCCAGAAACAGCUUGCAAGAUAUCAUCCCGACCAAAUUGCAAAAAUACUGAGACAACGUGAAAAUGUCCAGCUUGCUAUCCAGCGAGACAAAAUUCAGAAGAGCAGUGCCGCGAUCCUCAGCCGCCUCGCUCAGCCCUACGGGUUAGAUAGUGCUUCGUGUAGCAUUGGGCUUCAAAAACCAUGGCUGUGUAGCCCGCAAGAGGAAUGUCAGUAUCGUGUCUGCCAAAACUGUCGACCAAGCUACGCAGACCGCGCAUUUCUCAGUCUCAACGCCGUUGCUAACGGGGAAGUACCCCCUACUGCCGCAGCUGGGUACAGCUUCCACCUCCUUGGCCAGCGGCCUGUCAUAGAUGCGAGCAUCCUCCUGAAUAUAGGCUGUCGCCCAGUCCCCUUGCCUCGCUCUUCUCCUGCCAGUACAGAGCAUGACUCGCCCGCGUCGACGAUGAGUGUCAUGGAUUUGCUCGACGCCCAGAUCGCUCGCGGACGUAUUCUAUGGACAAGACGAACAGAUGACGCCGAGAUAGAAGAGUAUGAUGCGGACUAUGACUGGUCUCUAAUGCCCAUGGUAUCCAACAUCACCUCUGGACAUUUGAAGUACUCUCCUGGGUGUGAGAAUCUGGGUGCGCUUUCAGAAAAUACUACAUCGAAUACUUUUGAUCCACAGCAAUGGACACCUCCUCCUUCAGUGAACAAUCUGCCGGGAAAUGAGAAUACAGAAGAUGAUCACAGUAGCACUUCCUCCAAGAGAGCACAGAGCGCACCAUCAUCCGAAACAGAUACAUCGCAGCCAGCUGAAGGUCAUGUCAUCGGCCAUCUUCGUGAGCUAAGCCUUGACGAAUCAUCAAACAAACCAGCUGCUGGAUCGUCACACCCAACGAGCAAAAAGUUUACUCCCUUGCCCCUAAAAGUUCCUCAUGGCAUAGCAGUGCUAGAAGAGAGCGUCGAGCUAGGGGUUCCAGAUGUUAUUACGCAGGCCUGAUUCAAUACUCUCCUCACAGGGCUCUUUUAAUUUGCAUUUCUUCUCUGUACUAUACUUGUUUCGGUU
This is a messenger RNA of Trichoderma asperellum CBS 433.97, 1570 nucleotides long. RefSeq lists its product as uncharacterized. NCBI's taxonomy places the organism in Eukaryota, Fungi, Ascomycota, Sordariomycetes, Hypocreales, Hypocreaceae. The record is from RefSeq and is a predicted model, not a curated record.